Molecule: messenger RNA, 1260 nt
Organism: Rhineura floridana
Lineage: Eukaryota; Metazoa; Chordata; Lepidosauria; Squamata; Rhineuridae
Gene: UFM1
Product: ubiquitin fold modifier 1
Exons: 6
Coding region: 100-357 (85 amino acids)
Biological process (GO): protein K69-linked ufmylation
Cellular component (GO): nucleus; cytoplasm
Source: RefSeq, a predicted model, not a curated record
UUUUUUAUCUCUGUGGAAGGGAAAGAAGACAGACGCUCGGAAGUGACGCAGCGCGUGGUUCAGGAAGUGGGAGCGUCGGGAGCUGCCAGAGGAUAGAAGAUGUCCAAGGUCACUUUCAAGGUCACGCUCACCUCGGACCCGCGGCUGCCGUACAAAGUAUUAAGUGUUCCUGAAAAUACACCUUUCACUGCUGUCUUGAAGUUUGCUGCAGAAGAAUUCAAAGUCCCUGCAGCAACAAGUGCCAUUAUAACAAAUGAUGGAAUAGGGAUAAACCCUGCACAGACAGCUGGAAACAUCUUCCUGAAGCAUGGUUCAGAAUUACGGCUUAUUCCCAGAGAUCGUGUUGGGAAAUGUUGAUACGUGCACUUACAACUGGAUAAGAUAAAUAACAGACCAAAAGUUCAGGAAGCAUCUUCACCUAGGAAUUAACCCCCUUUACCAUAAUGCAAAAUGUCUUGUAUUCCCUGUGAAAUCAUUGUGUGCCAGCUGUUAACGUCUAAGAAAAUGGUGGCUUCAGAGGUUGGAUAGCAGGUCUAGUUCACUGAAAGACAGCUGUACGUACUGAAUCAUCUUAGGGGAGGCUGAAUUUUCUUCUUAGAAAACUUCUAAAUGGGAGUCCAUUUCCAGUCUAUGGAUUUGUUUGCCUUGAUCCCGUAGUUCCUCACACGUGUGGAGGGUGCAGCAGCAGACGCUGUCAUGUGCAGUGCGGCUGUGCGCUGAGCUCCUCUGUUCAUUGAAAUGAGCGCUGGAAAGCCAACUUGUGAUCUUCCUGUGUUCUCUCCAGGGACGUUGGAGCAAGGCAGCUGCCUUUCACAGCCAUAGCAAAUUGUUUUAGUCAUCAAAGGAGUUAGAUAUGCUGAUUUGAUCAUGUGUGUAACAUUGUUUCAUUAAAUAUCUGGUCAUAAGGAACACAAUUGUGUAAUAAUAUUAAUCAAACAACAAAAUAGCAGAUAUCCCCAGUGUUUGAUGUUUCAGUAAAUGAAACUCUCUUUGACUUGUAGCUUUUAUCACAAAUUCAAGUUCAUACUUUUCAUUCCAGAAUUCUUUUUUGAAGGCUUAGGUUGCUGGUUUUGGGGAGAAAUAUUGGUAAUAUCUGUGUGUUUUAUUUAUGCCAACCAUUGUCCACAGAAAUCACUGGUUUGUUUUUGUUCAGAAUGAUGUUGUCUAGUUUCAAGAUGGCGUAUGUUACUGCAUUUUACCCUGGAUGGGUAAUAAAUUAAACUUUGUAUGGUUUAACUUGCCAGGCCUGUUGAUAGAAAA